AUGAACCUUGAAGGCCUUAGGCUAAAUGAAACAAGCCAAUCACGAAACGACAUUGCUCUUUGGGAACCAAGAAAGAUUAGAAUUACACCCAGCUACCCACUAACAAAACCUGACACAUUGUGGUUUAAAGGAGUGGGUGCUGGUCGCAGAUAUAAAGGGAAUCUCAGCUGUGGCCCUCUUACACCAAGCCUUUGGGACCACUUUCCCAACUCUGAGGAUUCUAAACCUCGAGUCUUGGGUCCUGCGCAUACGCCCAAGGUUCCGGAAGCGAGGGCCAUGGCUCCUCCACCCCUCCCUGGAGUGCGCCGCCUGCGCGGGAGAUACCUGUUGAAGACGUCAUCACGCCUGCCUGCGACUGUUAGGGGCGUGGCCUGGAGAACGCGUUACCUUGUUGACAAGUAUCCUGGCGGCCCAGACUUGAUCUGGGCUUACAGCAGGAAAGGUGCGAGUGAGGAGAGAAAGGAAGACGGAUUGCCGCCCCAGCCCCCGGGCCCCUGGGAGCUGAUGGGUGGCCAUGGAUCUUGCGUGCCGACGGAAGGGGCGGGGACCUCAGCAGAGCUCAGGAGAAAGGCGGGGGUCCUGGGCGACCUAGCUUCUGACUCCCUGGCUCCGUUCCGAGCCGACGCUAGUAGCCAGAGCUGCCUCUGGCAAGGAUUGGUCGUGGGGAGGCCCGGAGGUAGGGCUGGUGCCCCGGGAAAGCUGGGAGGCCUUCUGGGUUGUCGGCAGAGAGGGUUCUUUGAACCUAGAGUGUGUGAUUCUUUGGUUUACUUGGAGAUACGUAUUAGCCCAUUGAAGGAAGUCGGAGCAGCUGAUCUAUUGAAUCUUACUCUUGUGGUCAAACUGCCUGUUAUCCCAGGAAGCAAUAAUGUGUUCUACACUACAAAUAUAAGUGAAAAGAAAACAAUUGAAAAACAAGGAAAUAAGUUGUUUGACAGCAAGACAGGCUAUGACAAUUGUGAGAAUGCAUAUUUCCAACAAUGGCUGUUACAGAAAAAUAGACAGGCAGCUUCAGAUCAAGAGCUGUUAACCAAGCACAGAAAGAUAAAGAAGCAACUAAAAUAUCCUUUAAAUGAUGGAGGAAUUAAAUGUACCUCACCUGAAGCUCCAAGUCUUUCUGCCACAAUGGAAAAUGUUGUAAAUCACCCUCCACAGGAUAUUAAGAAAUAAGAGGCAAGUAACAUUUCUUUUUUCCUAGAUACAGACAGAAAAAAUAAGGUUUGAAAUUAUGAUCAAGGUUGGUAUAACACAAUUUCAUUCAUUAAGUGACAAUUCAGAACAGCCUCAUUCCCUGAAAUUAACCACCAUAUAGUAAGAUUUUUGUAAAAGUUGAAAUGUAAACCCACAGUAAUAAUCCUGUGCUACUUCAGACUUCUGACACUCAAGGCUAAUCAGUUGUUGGUAUUGCCAUACUGUGUGUAGGGAAUAUCAGUAACAAGUUGUA
Messenger RNA from Manis pentadactyla (Chinese pangolin), 1441 nucleotides. RefSeq lists its product as uncharacterized. Bases 1 to 1167 code for a protein of 388 amino acids. Lineage: Eukaryota; Metazoa; Chordata; Mammalia; Pholidota; Manidae. The transcript is spliced from 6 exons. The record is from RefSeq and is a predicted model, not a curated record.